AUGUCCGCUUCUUUAGGAUUGUCAAUAUUUCUUGGAACAAUUAAUUUACUUGUUGUUUGUGGAAAUUUAGCUGUUUUAUAUAUUGUCGUCUCCCAAAAAUCUCUUCACACAAGUACAAAUACUAUUGUUUUUUCUCUUACAUUAUCUGAUUUUUUGCUUGGAUGUUUAAUUUUGCCAUUUUCUAUUACCCAGGAAUUUUCAAAUUCCUGGGCUUUUGGUACUCUUUGGUGCAGAUCAUGGCUUUCUUUGGAUAUUUUGUUAAGUACAGCUUCAAUUUACAAUCUUUUAGCUAUUAGUUUUGAUCGUUAUAUGGCUGUUAAACAACCAAUAAAAUAUGGGCGGUUAAUCUCAUCUAGCAGACUAACAAAAUUCAAUAUUAGCGCUGUUUGGUUAAUUAGUGCAAGUUUAGCUGUCCCUCCAUUUUUGUCAGACCUUUUUAUGGUAACUGCAAGUAAUGAACAAAUGAGUGAUGCUUUACCUGAAGCUAACUAUUCUGAAGCAUUUUUACAGUUUGAAGGGACUUGCACACCCGUAACUAAUUCUGAUUUUUAUAUUUUAUUCUCUGCAACUAUUUCGUUUAUUUUGCCAAUGAUUUUGAUGAUUGGCCUGAAUGCAAGCAUUUUCUGCACAGUUCUCGAUUCUAGACGAAAACUCUCUCAAGCCACAUCCUCAACCUUUCCUGGAAGGAGUACUUCAAUUUUAUUAUCCUCUGCAUCCUACAAACAACACCAACCUUCCCAACAUUCAUUAGUCUCUUAUGAUGAAAUUAUUAGAGUUCAUAGAGGGGGAAGUAACACUAAUAUUGGGGGAAUCUGUAAAACAUCAACAACAAAUCCCUCACAAUAUAGAUCAACGUCAACAUCUGCUCCAUCCUGUUAUUUAUCAGAAAUGCAACAACCACAAUCUCCCGUUAUUAGAAAAAAAGUUCGUCGGUCAUUCAAUUUGCUCAGAAAGAAAGCUUUACCACCUAAACAUUACGAAUUUUAUCAGCCCUUAUCUCUACCUAUACAACGGGCAAUAAGUCAAUAUGAUAGGCAAACAAUAACUUCAAAUAGCAGAAAACCAACAAUAGAAAGUUAUGCUACUUUAACAGCUAAUUCAACAAGUAUUGGAUUUUAUCAAAGACAAUUAUCAGCAAAUGGAGGCCAACAAAAGGAUGAAAUGUCAUUAACUGACACUUUGGGAAGUAAAAGUUUGGAUGCUGAAUGGACAGCUUCUAAUGGAGGAGGAAAUAAUUGUGGAGGAACAGUUUCACCUCCUCCUUAUUUUAGAGAUCAGUGUUUAAGUUGGACAUUUAAUACAAACAAAAUUAGUGCAAGACAAAUUUGGUUGAACAGAAUAAGAAGAAUAAGUAUGUAAUUUUUUAUUAACGAAAUUUAGAGUUUUAAUUAAUGCUCGAUUUGUUUUUAUCGAUACUAACUAAACAAAAAUAAUAGGAUCCUCAGGGUCAUGGUUAGACGUGAUCGGUGUCCAUAUCUAAAAAAAAUACUAUCUGACCUUUCUGGCCGAGCUCUAAAUUCAAUUACGAACACAUUUAAUUACUUGUCUUUAAUAAUUUUAUAUUCUAAAUAC
Meloidogyne enterolobii is the source of this 1572-nucleotide messenger RNA. Lineage: Eukaryota; Metazoa; Nematoda; Chromadorea; Rhabditida; Meloidogynidae. The record is from the annotation of a GenBank genome assembly.